Messenger RNA from Stylonychia lemnae, 717 nucleotides. Lineage: Eukaryota; Ciliophora; Spirotrichea; Sporadotrichida; Oxytrichidae. The record is from the annotation of a GenBank genome assembly.
AUGAGUGAAUCUACAUCUAGUAUUAGUGCUUCUAGCAAUAAAACUCUCAUGACUGCAAGUGCUGCAGUACUAGGAUUGAUUGGGGCAUCAACCCUUGCAUAUUCUCUGGUUCAAUCAAGGAGCCAAAAGCGCAAAGCUCAAGAAAUUUUCUUAUCCAAAAGAGCAGCAAAAAAGAACUCUGUUAACGUUGAUGAUGACAUAGCUCCUCUCCUCAAGAAGUAACCUCGCAGAGUUACCCUAUACUUCGACGAAAACGAUGAAAUGGUCGAUGAGAAAACAGCCCAGAAUGAUCCAUACAACUACUAUCACAAAUAUCACGCAGUCCAAGUUGACUUUGGUGGUGAUGAGGGAUUUGAAUUGGCCUCUCACAAAAUCACCAAAGAUAUAUUUUGGGGUGAAAAAUGUACUGAUAAUGCCUAAAUUUUUAUUGAAAACCUUCAAAAAAGUAAAGCAAAACAUUAAAAGCAAAUGUUCGAGCAAGAGCUCUUCAACCAAUCCUUAUCAGAAUCUGAUGACUUGAACAUCAAAGGUAUCAAUGACCUUAAGGAUUCCAACCCGGGAGACGCUUCAGUUAUCAUGGAUAUUAAUCCCAAUAAAUUUGAAAAACCAAAGGACAACCUCUUCUUUGAUUUCUUUUCACUUUACGCUAAAAAAUUUAUUGAUCAAAAAUAGUCUAAAGCUCAGAAACAAAACUCUAGCAAUGCUAUCGCCAACUGA